GCCAAACAUCCAGAUCACCGAAUCCUCGCACCAGAGAGAAGCCCGCCAGCAUGCCGCCCUACGACAGCGAGUCCUCGGACGAGGGCGACGACUACACCGAGACCAACGUGCUGCUCGGCUACGCGACACCAGACGCCACCGCAGACGCCGUGUCGCAUCUUGGAGGCGCGCCCUCCUGGAUCGACGGCAAGACAGCCCCCUCGGGCGCCCUGGCAAAGUGCAAAGUGUGCAACGGCCUGCUCAGCCUGCUGCUCGAGCUCAACGGCGACCUGCCCGACCACUUCCCCAGCCACGACCGUCGCCUGUACAUCUGGAGCUGCCGCCGUAAGACAUGUCGCCGCAAGGACGGCAGCGUGAGGGGCGUGCGUGGCGUGCGCGUCGCCAAAGCGAGCUCCAAGCCGGAGAAGAAGGCGCAGAGGGAUGAGCCCAAGCAAGACACGCCCCAGCCCCAGCCCAAGAUGGGCGAGUCGCUGUUCGGCGUGAAGAGCGCCUCGACUCCCUCCGCACCCGCGAACCCCUUCGCGAACCCCUUCUCCUCCUCCAGCAACGCCCCCGCCAACCCCUUCGCCCCCGCCUCGACAGCCGCAAGCCCCUUCGCCGCCCCCGUCCAAGUCACGCUGAACGACCAACCACUCCCCAAGCCAGACUCCCCCCUCCCCGAAACCUUCGCCUCGAAACUGCGCAUCUCCUCACCCCCCGCCUCGCCCCAGCCCGCGCGCCCCCACGAGCCCUGGCCAACGCCCUCCGCCUUCCCCCCACCCUACCCCUACUACCACCUCGACGCCGAGUACGAAACCCUCGACACGCCCUCAACCCCACAACUCCCCUCGAACGCGCGCCUCGACCUCGACACCGACGGCAGCACCAGCACCGGCGGCGGGAAGGAAGACAAAGAAGUCUUCGAGAGCUCGCACGACAAGACGUUCCAGAAGUUCGCCGACCGCGUCGGCCAGAACCCAGAACAGGUCCUGCGCUACGAGUAUAGAGGUAAACCGCUGCUGUACAGCGACUCGGAUGCCGUGGGCAGGCUGCUCGCGCCGUACUCGGAUAACGCCGCUGGGUCGGCUUCGCAUGGGAAGGUUACGACGACGGGCGCGAGGGGCGACGCGGGGAUGCCGCGGUGUGUGAAUUGCGGUGCUGAGAGGGUGUUUGAGGUACAGCUCACGCCGCAUGCCAUCACGGAGCUCGAGGCUGACGAUAUGGGGCUUGAUGGGAUGGAGUGGGGUGUUAUCGUCAUGGGGGUUUGCGGUAAGGACUGUAAGCCGAGUGAUGUUUCCGAGGGCGAGGUGGGGUAUGUGGAGGAGUGGGUUGGUGUGCAGUGGGAGGAGGUGGCGUCCAAGAAAUGAGACAUACAAUACAAUACACGUCAUAUCAUCUACUGCACUAUCCCCUUACCACCCCGUAUCUCCCCCCAUCAUUCCUCCCCCAUACUCACCCC
Molecule: messenger RNA, 1438 nt
Organism: Dothidotthia symphoricarpi CBS 119687
Lineage: Eukaryota; Fungi; Ascomycota; Dothideomycetes; Pleosporales; Dothidotthiaceae
Exons: 2
Coding region: 51-1346 (431 amino acids)
Biological process (GO): maturation of SSU-rRNA
Cellular component (GO): cytoplasm
Source: RefSeq, a predicted model, not a curated record